Messenger RNA from Odocoileus virginianus texanus, 1071 nucleotides. Lineage: Eukaryota; Metazoa; Chordata; Mammalia; Artiodactyla; Cervidae. The record is from RefSeq and is a predicted model, not a curated record.
GCAGGGCGCGCGGCCGACAUGGGCGAGACCAUGUCCCGGAGGCUCAAGUUGCAGCUGGGCGGGGACGCAGAUAUGGAAGAUCGGGCGUUCCCCAACCCUUUCCCGGACUACGAGGCCGCCGCCGAGAGGCAGGCCGAAGAACCGCCAUGUUCUCGCACCCCGCUCUCCCCCGAGGAGCUCGGCCUCCCUUUCCACAGCGAUGGGAAGAUUAUUAAUAACUUCACAAGACGGAUCCAGACCAAAAUUAAAGAUCUUCUACAGCAAAUGGAAGAAGGGCUGAAGACAGCUGAUCCACAUGAUUGCUCUGCUUAUACUGGUUGGACAGGCAUAGCCCUUUUGUACCUGCAGUUGUACCGGGUUACAUGUGACCAGUCCUAUUUGCUCCGAUCCCUGGAUUAUGUAAAGAGAACACUUCGGAAUCUGAAUGGCCGAAGGGUCACUUUCCUCUGUGGAGAUGCUGGGCCCCUGGCCGUUGGAGCUGUUGUAUAUCAUAAACUCAAAAGUGAUUGUGAGUCCCAGGAAUGCAUCACAAAACUUUUGCAACUCCAGAGAACCAUCGUCUGUCGAGAUUCAGACCUUCCUGAUGAGCUGCUUUAUGGACGGGCAGGUUAUCUGUACGCCUUACUCUACGUGAACACGGAGAUAGGUCCAGGCGCUGUGUGUGAGUCAGCUAUCAAAGAGGUAGUCAGUGCCAUCAUUGAAUCUGGCAAAGCUUUGUCCAGGGAGGAGAAGAAGGUGGAGCGCUGCCCCCUGUUGUAUCAGUGGCACAGGAAGCAGUAUGUCGGAGCAGCCCACGGAAUGGCCGGGAUCUACUACAUGUUAAUGCAGCCAGCAGCAAAAGUGGACCAAGAAACCUUGACAGAAAUGGUGAAACCUAGUAUUGACUAUAUGCGCCACAAAAGAUUCCGGUCUGGGAAUUACCCGUCCUCACUGAGCAAUGAGACGGACCGACUGGUGCACUGGUGCCACGGGGCUCCCGGCGUCAUCCACAUGCUCAUGCAGGCCCACAAGGUCAGUGCCCGGGCCGCGCACUUGGCUCCCGAUGUGCAGACGGUGUGCACCACCGAGUGA